Molecule: messenger RNA, 1562 nt
Organism: Girardinichthys multiradiatus
Lineage: Eukaryota; Metazoa; Chordata; Actinopteri; Cyprinodontiformes; Goodeidae
Product: protein LSM14 homolog B-B-like
Exons: 8
Coding region: 99-1202 (367 amino acids)
Molecular function (GO): mRNA binding
Source: RefSeq, a predicted model, not a curated record
AUUGCGCACAAAUUAGUUCAUGUCUGGGUGGUGCUCCUUGUUCAUUUUUCAUUUAUUGAUUCGUUUUUUAUUAAGAAAAACAGUCGUUUAAAGCAAACAUGAGUGCCGGAGGUGGAACUCCUUAUAUUGGCAGUAAAAUUAGUUUGAUUUCCAAAGCCCAGAUCCGAUAUGAAGGAAUACUGUCUUCAGUGGAUACAGAGAGGUCCACCAUUGCUUUGGCUAAAGUUAAAUCCUAUGGUACAGAAGACCGGCACACGGAGAGACCAGUGCCGCCUAAAGAUGAGAUAUAUGAAUAUAUAAUAUUCAGAGGAAGUGAUAUUAAAGAUAUUACUGUAUCUGAACCCCCAAAGCCACACCAUGGGCUGCCUCGAGACCCUGCCAUUGUUCAGUCAUCCAUGAGCCCAUCUUCUGGAUAUCACCCACAUUGGAGUACAUACAGAGAAAUGAUGCCCACCUUUAACCAACUGGCUGCUACUACUCUGCUGAGUCAGCAGUACAAUGCAGCACUUGGCCAAAUGCCAGGACUUCAUGGUACAGCCAGAAGGGCACCUAUGGUGGAGCAGGCUGUACAAACCAUGCCUUUGGCCACUGCUGCAGAGAGGAAGGGAAAGACUUUAACCCAGCCACAGAACAGGCUUCCUGGUCAUCGGGGCUCCUCACGAGAUGCUUCUUGGGUUGAAAAGGAGAAUAUACCCACCAGUCGAUCAUUAAAACCAGCUGUAGCUAAGGUACAAGUCCAAGGUGGUGACAGACAGGAACCAAGACAAAAACAAGGCAGUCGCAGGUCCAGGACCAGAAGUCGAGGCCAGCUGUUGGCAAAAAACUCCAAAGUCACAGCUUUGGAGUUUGAAGCAGAUUUUGACUUUGAAACUGCAAAUGCUCAGUUUAGAGAUCAUCUGACAAAGGAGACAACCACAGGUGAGAAGCUGGACUCUGGGCAGGCCCAGGACACAGAGGAUGUGAAAGAGGAGGAAACUCUUGCAGAGAAGUGCUAUAACAAAGCCAAAUGCUUCUUUGACAAUAUCUCAUCAGACCCUAAACUCAGGAGAACCACCUGGGCGGAGGAGAAAAAGCUAAACAUGGAAACAUUUGGAGUGCCUGGUCGCUUUCUGAGAGGCAGAGGAUUCAAGGGACGUGGGCGCAAAGCGGAGGGCACCACAGAGCAGCGAACUCUCCCAAAGAUUGGCAGUGGGAGGGUGUAAAGAGUUGUUUUUUUGGGGGGGCGUUAAUGCUACUGUAAAUAUUGUUGUUUUCUACUUUAAACAUAUCUCCCUACAUCUUCAUACAUUGUUUUCAUUUAUUUAAUAAGCUUUGGAUAAUUUACAUGAAAUGGGAGAGAGAUUUCUUUUUAAUGCAGCAGCUGUGAGAUUAUGGAAUAUUGAAUAUCUUCAGAUUAAAAUAGCAUUUAAGUGUCUUCUGUACUUUUGAGCAACUCUUAAGUGGCCUUGAAAAAGCAUUUUUCAAAGCACUGGAUUUUUUUCUUUUUCUUUUCUGCUCCUUUUGUAAGAUUUAAAAGUGGAGAUGUGCAACUGCUGCCAUUAAAUGCCAUGUUGCAUAAAGAC